CACAAAAUUCGAUCGCGUACACAUCAUAAUACGCGAACGCUUACUAACCAUGGCGAACUACGACAGGCAAUCAACUCUAUCGCGACUGUCCAAAUUACAGCAAGAAAUCCAGAAACUGACAGAUUCCCUGAACAGUCCGAAGCCUUUGUCGACCUCAUCCAAGUAUAGCAUCAAAGCUGCUUCCGAGCCUACCCCAAGGUACACCAGUGAGCUCGAGGCUAAAUAUCUGGGGAAAGGAUAUGACAGAACCAAGCACAUCUCCACGACAAGUAGGGACUCAAAGGUACUGACUAAAACCAGUGGAGCAAAUCCGUGUUGGAGUUACGAUCGAUGGUCAGCUGACCCUGGUAAAUCGUCGGCCUUGGUUUCGAGAUCAUCCACAUAUUCAACCAAAGCUUCAAGUGAGCACAGGAGCUCCACGCCUAACCAGUCUGGAUACACUAGUCGUGAAUCUGGACAAUAUUCAGCUGCUAAAUCACCCAGCCUUGAUGCAUUUACUCAGAGAAAAUCCUACAGACAAUCCUCUUUUCUGAGUGUACCUGUGGAAUCAUUCCCGAUUCAGAGAUCUACGUCGCAAGGCUAUUUGAGUAGCUCUAGCCGGCUGAAAGAGAUCGAAGACAAAUACUUACUAGGCCUACCGGUGAGUAGCCGUAGCUCAUCAACAUGGCAAAUGAGCCAGAAGCCCGGUUUACAUUCAAGCCUUUCAGAAACUCCAAGAUCCUCAACAACUCGCAGCUUGUCAGCUUCAGAUCCUCUGAGUAAGAGCUGGAGUCGCCGUAGCCUUAAGGAGCAUUCUCACAGAUCAACCCACCUUGUCAAACCAACGUCGCCGAUUUCCAGCCACUCACCGAAGGGAUCAUCCAGUAAAUACUCCUGGAGACCUUCUCAUCACGCCUCGCAAUCUGACGACGGUAGCAGAUCGCUGUUCAGAUCCAACACAACCCCGACGUCUAGAAGUCGUAGCUCUGAAACUGAAAGACGUUCCUCCACGUCCAGACAUCACAGCCUGGACAGUCAUCGGUCUAAGUAUCGGUUUGAGUCAUCCAAGACGCCGUCAUCUUCCUCCAGGAAGCAUGGACACGAUUCGCAUCACCACAAACCAUCCACCAGCCAUUCUUCCCGUUACACUUACACCAGUACUCCGUCUGCAAGCAAGUCGUCUCACACCCAUCACACUUCUCAUGCAACCACCAACGCAAAGCCAAUAGCCACCCCUUCCAGCAGCCUGCAUAAAUCAACUCGUCACCACGACCAUGUCUCCGCUAGAAGUUACGGAUUCCCAAGUAGGACAGGCCCGGCUUACAUUAGAAGCAGAGGACGUGGGUUUGCGAGUUCAAGAGGUCGCGGAUCUCCAUUUAGCCGAGGAUUUUCUUUUUCUGCCUUUAGAGGUCGUGGGGCUGUAACCUUUAGAGGUCGUGGGGCGGUGACCUUUAGAGGUCGCGGAGGGAGAGGAUAUCGGUCAUCAAUAUUCAGAGGUUAUGGAUCUGGGAGGAGCAGAGGGCGGGGCUUAUAUAGAGGUCAAGGGUCAUUUGGUCAAAGGUCAGCGAGAGGAUCGAGACUGCCACACAGGAGCAGUGAUGAUAGAAAAGGGUCUUCUUCAUCUUGUAAGAUGGCAACAAAAGGAAGCUACAGCUCUCGAUACGCCUUGAAAAAAUCUCAUGCAUCAAGUGUCCAAAGGAAGCCUCUGACCUUCAUGGAAAGGAGAAGGCAAACAGUUCUCAGUAACACACCGGUCCUUCUGAGGUCCAGAUACAACUUGGUCAAAGGUCAUCGGAGCGUCGUCCGUCCUUUGUCAUCCAUGACGUCAUUGUCAAGGUCAUCAAGAAAGACGUCAGACGUCGAGCGGCUUGUCACGGUCAAGAACACGAAGACAAAACUCAUAAGAAGAGCUGAAGGUGACAGAAGGCCGUCAGGGUCCCUGGUUAAUGUGGGAGGCAGUCCGUUUAAGCUUCGCAUCAACCGAUAUAGCAAGGUCUUACACCGCAUCCAACCGAGCACCCAUACUGCACCCUCGGGUCACCCUACAAGCUCCCCUAGCACCUCUAGGAAGCGGACUGAGACACCUAGCCAUUCAUCAAGGCACAGCCACAAGCCUGCGUUCAAGUCUUCAUCAACUCCGUCUGUCACAAGAAAAGUAGCGAGCCACGUCUUACGACGGAGCAUUCACGUUAGCUUGGCCGCCAAAGAACGCUCCAAGAAACAAUCCCAGAUGAAGCAGUACUGUAUGUUUUACAAUCUGUACGGUCGUUGCAAAAGGGGCAACGCUUGCCCGUAUAUACACGAUCCUGAUAAAGUAGCUGUCUGCACGAGAUUUCUACGUGGCACCUGCCCCAAGACUGAUGGCUCCUGUCUCUUCUCUCACAAAGUUUCCAAAGAUAAGAUGCCAGUGUGUUCCUACUUUCUCCGCGGCGUUUGCAACAGGGACGACUGCCCAUACUCCCACGUCAAGGUCAGCAGCAAAGCAACGCCAUGUGCUGCUUUCAUCAAAGGGCACUGCCCACUGGGAGAUAAGUGCAAGAAGCAGCACAUCCUAAGAUGUGCACAGUUCAGCAAGACAGGGAAAUGCGACAAAGGGAAGGCCUGUCCCUUGUUACACAAGAAAGAUGCUGGUGAGAGCAGCAGGAGCAAAACCAAGACGAAGAAAGCUGCAAAGCGAUCGGGGCACACGUACGAAACAGAUACAAGAACCCAACCUAAGAAGGCCAAAAGAGCAGAUGAAAAUAUCAACACUCCAUCGUUCAUCAAGCUAUCAGCGGACGGUCCACCAGAAAAAAUAGCGCCCUCAGAGUCUGCAACAGGAGAGGCGGCCGAUAACAUGCCGUCAUUUAUCAGUGUGACUGCCGAGGAGGGUGAAGCUAAGGAAAGAGCGCCCUCGGUGACAACAAGUGGAGAGGUUCGUGGUAUCAUUCCAUCAUUCAUCAAGUUAUCCUCUCUUGAUAAGACAAAAGAAAUUGCAUCAUCAACUGAGCACAAAACUACAACAAAGGCAGAGGCAAAGUCAACAAAUCCGUCUUUAAUCCAGACGUCCAAUGAUCCGUCGUCUGAUGUAGCGGCAUCGUACAACCAGACUGAUUGUCUGGAACUUUUCGACGACACGCCGAUAUCCAACAACUCGUCCCAAGACGAUCCAAUCACAGCGCCCCCUAGUGAUGAUACGCACACACUGGCACCCGCCAAGCUCACUUCAAAAGCCAAGAAGGAGGUAACACUGCCCUCACUGACACCAAAUGAAAAGGGCAGCACAGCCAGCAGCAUGCCAUCAUACAUAGAGCUGUCAGUUGGUAACACCCCCGCUGAUCAAAUGGAGGAUCUAGCACAUACUGCUCAACAAGAGCUUAGAAGAAGCUCGAGAAUAAAACCUCGAUUCUCCAAAUGAUGUGGUAGUCUACACGGAAGCCAGACUAGAGAAUGUGCCAAGGACCACACCCAUCUACGCAGUCAGAGAACAUUCAGCAUUGAAGCCAGACUGGACUGAGGGUCUGGGGCCAGACCAGUCUUCAAAACCAGAGACCAGGCAUGUGGAAAUGCCAGUUGUGCUUCAUUUACUGUCCAGCUAUUUUUGUUAACCCUAACCUUCCCAAAUCCUCCAAAAUCCUCUUUGCAAAAUGGAGGAUAUUGCAGGAUUGAGGCUAUAAUUACGUCAAAAGUGUGUGGCUGAUUUUGGAUGAUGCACUGUGUCAACGUCUUGGACCGAACUUUGUGCUGUUUAUGCUCAGCCAUGCAUAAGUUUAGGCCUAGAUUAUACUUGAAAUCCUCUGCACUGCUCCAGGAUGUCACUGGCUCUGCCUCAACAUAUUGACAGUGAUUGCUGGAGGAUUUCGCAGGAUUGAGGCUGUGGUCACCCCUCCAAGGACAACACUCAAGAAAUAAUGGAGAAUUUUGCAGAAUUGACGCUGUGUGCAAUUUUUACAUGGAGGCAGUUGGAAGAUUUUGCAGGAUUGAGGUUGCAUCCUAGCAAAAGUGCCUAGGGAGUAAUGAACCAAGUUUUGUGUAUAACUAAGUCAGUUCUACAGAUAUUUGAUGCUAUCCCCAAACCCCGGAAAAAUAAAUAAAUAAAUUAUAAAAAAACAAUUCUCUUAUUACCCCCCCCCCCC
Molecule: messenger RNA, 4094 nt
Organism: Patiria miniata (bat star)
Lineage: Eukaryota; Metazoa; Echinodermata; Asteroidea; Valvatida; Asterinidae
Exons: 11
Coding region: 50-3376 (1108 amino acids)
Cellular component (GO): nucleus
Molecular function (GO): metal ion binding
Source: RefSeq, a predicted model, not a curated record